AUGACUACAUUACUGCUACAAGUUCUUCUACUAGUAUUACAAGUUCAAUUGACUAUUUCUUCAUAUUGUGGUGAAGACGGAAUUCCUUUCAGCUUACAGGCACUGUCAAGUGGACAACCAGUGCUUGGCUGCGCAAGACCUAACUGCUUUGGUUGGGGUCACAGAACUGAUAAAGGUGCGCGAUUCUAUCGCAUAAACAAAAGAAAUGAUGGUUUCAUGCGCAAAGCCGAUUUGAAAAAGUACGAAAAAGUGAAAGUUACCGCGCAUCAAUCACAGCUCGCCGUUUGUUUUAUUUUGAGUGAUGAUAUUGUUUUUCUCGUAAAAGUAUGCGAAAAAGCUUAUACCAGUCCUUCAUGUAAUGAAUAUACACAAUGGGUUGGAGGGAUCUCACCUCUUAUUAAUGCUACCACACAACGGCUGCUCUUACAGUGUUGCACAUUUGACAAGUUGAAGGAUUCAUGGGAACGAGGAGUCGCUGAUGUGGCCCCGGGGCAGAUCGUUGUCGGAGGUGAGGUCAUGAAUGGCGAACGACAAUAUGCUUUCGAUUACAUAGCGAACAUCAAAAAAAUAGUCAACAACAACAAGAUAUGCGUACCCUAUCCAACAAAACCUGACCUACAAGUAGAAGGAAAUGCGCAAUCGUUCAUUUUAAGCAAAAUGUCAACAAAUGAAGUACAAAAUGAACCAAAAGUAUCAAGUGAGCAACAGUAUACGAUAUCAAAUGGUACAGUGGAUUCGUCACGCGCACCACUUUUUGGAAGCGUCAAUAGCAAUUCACAACUGCUCCUUCCAUUAUUUGGUGCCAUUUCACCAUCAAAUGUUAUGGCAUCAGCGCCUCAAAAUAAUACAACCUUCGUGCAGCUGUCGCAGAUGCAAUCAACUUUACCACUUCUUCCUUCUCUACCGAUUCUACCGUUAAGUGGUUUCUCUCUGAAUCCUACGCAGCAGUCAUAUGGCACACUUGAUCUUAGUACUGGCCCACAAGCGAACAAUCCAUCAUCGGUACUUAAGCAAGCAGUUGAUAAUACUGGGAAUCAGCCUCACGAAGCACCUCAGCAAGGGAUCGAUUAUACUGGACAUCAACCUCGAGCGAUACCUCAGCCGCAACCUAUGCUAUUACAGCAAUCUUCUGGACUGAAUUUCCCACUGCCAUCACCACCAUCUCAGCAAUCACUUCUGCAACCUUUGCAAACACAAUCUUCACAGUUCCCAACAUUUCCAUCAUUAGGUCAGCUUAAUCUUCCUUUUUUUCCUCCUCCCCAAAAUCUAGGAGGCUGA
Thelazia callipaeda (thelaziosis nematode) is the source of this 1278-nucleotide messenger RNA. The record is from the annotation of a GenBank genome assembly. NCBI's taxonomy places the organism in Eukaryota, Metazoa, Nematoda, Chromadorea, Rhabditida, Thelaziidae.